AUGCCCCCGAUGCUGCCCGCCUUGGGCUGGUCCGGGCUGCGGCGGUUUGCAGUGAAAGUUACACAAGAGCUGAAAAACAUUCAGGUUGAGCAGAUGACAAAGCUUCAGGCCAAGCAUCAGGCAGAAUGUGACCUACUGGAAGACAUCAGAGCAUUCAGUCAGAAAAGAGCUGCAAUUGAGAAAGAAUAUGCACAGAGCAUUCAGAAGCUGGCUAGCCAAUACUUAAAGAAGGACUGGCUUGGGAUAAGAGCUGAGGAACGAAGUGAUUAUAGGAGCAUGUACUCAGUUUGGAAAUCACUCUUAGAAGGCACCAUGCAGGUGGCCCAGUCCCGACUCAACAUCUGUGAGAACUAUAAAAACUUAAUUUCCGAACCAGCCAGGAGUGUCCGGUGCUUUAAGGAGCAGCAGCUGAAGAAGUGCGUGGACCAGCUGACAAGGAUCCAAGCUGAAUUGCAGGAGACAGUCAAAGAUUUAGCUAAAGGCAAAAAGAAAUAUUUUGAGACUGAACAGAUGGCUCAGGCGGUGCGGGAGAAAGCUGAUAUUGAGGCCAAGUCCAAACUUAGUCUUUUUCAGUCAAGAAUAAGCUUGCAGAAGGCAAGUGUGAAGUUAAAAGCCCGACGGUCCGAGUGCAAUUCCAAGGCCAUCCAUGCCAGGAAUGAUUAUCUCCUCACUUUAGCAGCUGCCAAUGCACACCAGGAUCGCUACUAUCAGACAGACCUCGUCAACAUCAUGAAGGCUCUUGAUGGAAAUAUAUAUGAUCACCUUAAGGAUUAUUUAAUGGCAUUCAGCAGGACUGAACUAGAGACAUGCCAAGCUGUACAAAACACAUUCCAGUUUUUACUGGAGACUUCCAGCAGGGUGGUGCGGGAUUACAACCUCCAGCUGUUCUUACAGGAGAACUCUGUGUUCCACAAACCUCAGCCUUUCCAGUUCCAGCCCAGUGACAGUGACACUAGUUUUAAUGCAGUUCAGCUGGUGGAGAUUGAGCCCUCACCUGUCAGUGCUAUGAGAAUGACCAUAGCAGAGAGCCGGCAGCUGGAGUCCGAGACGGGGACGACAGAGGAGCACAGCCUGAACAAGGAGGCGCGGAAAUGGGCGACGCGCGUGGCCCGCGAGCACAAGAACAUCGUCCACAGCCAGAGGACCCUGGAAGAGCUGGAAUGCCACGGGCCCGUGAUGUCCGAGCAAACCCGAGCGGAACUGGAGCAGAAAAUAGAUGAAGCCAGGGAGAGCAUUCGCAAGGCUGAGAUCAUCAAGCUGAAGGCGGAGGCGCGGCUGGAGCUGCUGAAGCAGAUCGGGGUGUCCGUGGACACGUGGCUCAAGAGCGCCAUGAACCAGGUGAUGGAGGAGCUGGAGAACGAGCGCUGGGCCAGCCUGCCCCCGGUCACUAACAACGGCUCGGCGCACCUGGUUAAUGCUGAUGCAGAAAAGGAAGAAGGUGAGGAGUUUGAAGACAGCAUGGAUGUUUUUGAUGACAGCAGUUCUAGUCCUUCUGGUACUCUCAGAAAUUACCCUCUCACCUGCAAAGUUGUUUAUUCCUAUAAGGCUUCUCAGCCAGAUGAGCUGACCAUAGAGGAGCACGAGGUGUUGGAGGUCAUUGAAGAUGGAGAUAUGGAAGACUGGGUAAAGGCACGGAACAAGGCGGGACAGGUGGGAUAUGUGCCCGAGAAGUACCUGCAGUUCCCCACCUCCAGCAGCCUGCUGAGCAUGCUGCAGUCCCUGGCUGCGCUGGACACCCGAUCCCACACCUCCAACAACUCCACCGAGGCCGACCUGCUGCCAGGCAGCCUCAACGGGGACUCCAACGUCUGUUUUGUAAAAGCACUUUAUGAUUACGAGGGGCAGACAGAUGACGAGCUGUCCUUCCCGGAGGGAGCCAUCAUCCGCAUCCUGAACAAGGAAAACCAGGAUGAUGAUGGUUUUUGGGAGGGAGAAUUCAACGGCCGCGUCGGGGUCUUCCCCUCCGUGUUGGUUGAAGAGCUCACGGCCUCAGAGAAUGGAGAGACUCAGUGGAUUGGGGAUAUCCAGGUAUCCCCGACUCCAAAGGCCAACAACUCCCUGCCACCACUGCCUCUGUAUGACCAGCCUCCCAGCAGUCCCUAUCCCAGCCCAGAUAAGAGAGGAUCCCAGUUUUUUCCCAGAUCUCCAUCAACGAACGAAAACAGCUUUGGUUCAGAGUCCUCUGGAUUCUCCCAGCCUCCACGAAUUCCUCCAGAAAGUUCCUAUGGCAAACUGCGGCCUGUGCGAGCAGCUCCACCCCCCCCGACACAGCACCACCGCCGGCCCACGGAGAAGAUCGAGGACGUGGAAAUCACUCUGGUGUAACGAGGGGACUGGCUAAUUAGUAGUGCUACAAUCAAGGCCAAACACAGCUUUUGGUCAAUCUCAUUUUUAGGCACCUUUGCAUGAUGAAGACUUGGACUAGAGCAAGCGAUAGGGAGGAUUUUAUGUGGCAGUGACCUGGCGGAUUCCUUCCCACAGUCAUGAAUAUUUUGUGCCUUUUGUUUUCUUGUUUGUUUGUUUGGAUUUCUCUACGUCAUUCUUCCUCUCUUAGCACAAACCAAGACAGGCCAAGAUUGGCUUUUUUUUUCUUGGCUGAAGAUGCUCCAUUUUUAUGUGGAGACAAAGAAAGAGCCCUGUUCAUGCAGCUUAGUCUUAGCAUCCUUUGCUCCUGUGCAUUAGUACAGUAUAUUACUGUUGCCAUAGGAAUGUGUUAAAGAUUGUGGAUCCUUCCAGUAGCAUCACCUGCCUGAUCAGGUAUUCAUCAGAAGAAUGAAAAAGGGAACAGAAAAAGAAGUCUAAAGGAGAGGCUGGCUCCUCUUGAAUCCCCCUGCAGAAAGGAAGGGACGGGAAAAUGAUCUCCUGGAGAAGCAAAAGCGUUCGUUCCAUGGGUGCUCCCCUUGUCAGUGAUUCACAGCUGAACAUUCUGCCUUUGGAUUUUUGUGUUUACUCAGUGCAUUUACUCGUAGAGGAUCUAACAUGGAGGUGCUGAACCAGCAGCAACAUCUUCUUCCACAGCAGAAACCAACGGGUAGAAAAGCAAAAAAGCAAGUGAGAUUUUGUCUAGAUCUGGA
This is a messenger RNA of Ficedula albicollis (Collared flycatcher), 3074 nucleotides long. It is a transcript of the gene FCHSD2, whose product is annotated as FCH and double SH3 domains 2. NCBI's taxonomy places the organism in Eukaryota, Metazoa, Chordata, Aves, Passeriformes, Muscicapidae. The transcript has 21 exons. The record is from RefSeq and is a predicted model, not a curated record. The coding region runs from base 1 to 2325 and encodes 774 amino acids. Gene Ontology annotation, biological process: neuromuscular synaptic transmission; regulation of actin filament polymerization. Gene Ontology annotation, cellular component: recycling endosome; neuromuscular junction. Gene Ontology annotation, molecular function: protein binding.